CUGGACGGUUCGUUUGAACGGCAUUGCCCUGCGACCCGACGACUCCACGGCGGCGGCAGCAUCAUGGAAGGAAGCCAGGUAUACAUCCCCGAUGAGAAGCUUGCAUGGGUGCCUGGGACUGUCCUGCGCACGGAAGAUGGCGGGAAACGCGUGCUGGUGCGCCUCGUCCACGCCAACGCCACGACAAUCGACGAUCGAUGGGUCGACCUCCGCGACGAGAGCAUGCCGUCCGAGCUUCCGCUGCAGAACGACGACCCCCUCGUGCAUGGAUCGGUCAACGACAUGUGCACCCUCAACCAUCUGCAUGAACCUGCGAUCGUGUACAACCUCCGCGCGCGCUUCCUGCAGCAGCGUCCGUACACGUAUACAGGCGACAUCGUCGUAGCGGUCAACCCGUAUGCGUGGUUGGACGGGUUGUAUUCCAAGGCAACGCAGGCUCUGUAUAUGGGAAAGGACCGCCGAUCGAGUCUCCCUCCGCACGUGUAUGCCACCAGUGCGUCCGCGUUCACGUCCAUGAUCCAAUACGACCGCCACCAGAGCAUCCUCGUGAGCGGCGAGUCUGGCGCGGGCAAGACGGAGACGGUCAAGAUCCUCAUGGAACACCUUGCGACCAUGAGCACGACCACGCAAGGCCAGUCCUCCAACUUGGCGGUCGUCGCCAAGGUGUUAAAGAGUAACCCCCUCUUGGAAGCGUUUGGGAAUGCGAAAACCAUCCGCAAUGACAACUCGAGCCGGUUCGGCAAGUUUACGCAGCUCCAGUUUGAUCACGAACAUCAGCUUGUGGGCGCGAAAUGUCGGCACUACUUGCUUGAGAAGAGCAGAGUGGUGACUCAAUCCGAUCCCCACGAGCGCAACUACCACAUCUUUUACCAGCUCGUGGCAUCUAACGACCCAAGGUGGAACCUCCUACAAAAUCAACCAAAUCAGAAUCAACAUGCGACAUCGUUUGCCUACUUGCAAGGCGACCGGUCCCUAUCGUCGUCGUCGUUCUCACUCGAUGCGACACGGUACACUGCGACAAGGGAAGCCUUGACCACGAUUGGCAUGCCCCAACUAGACCAGUUGGCGCUGCUGGACGCACUCGCGGGCAUUUUGCAUGUUGGCCAGGUCUCGUUUACGCCGAGAAACUCCGACGAUGGCAGCAGCAAUGCUGACAUGACAUCCGAUGCAUGGACGAUGACGUACACGUUGCUCGGAUUAGACCCACGCUCGUUAGCAACGAGUCUGUGUAACCGGACGGUGAAAGCACGCUUGGAAGUGUAUGUUGUGCCGCUAAGCAUCGAUCAAGCGCAGAUGAAUCGAGAUGCCAUGGCCAAAGAAAUAUACGCCAGAUUGUUUGGGUACUUGGUGCAAUGUGUAAACGAAUCGAUUUCCAACGACAACGCGAUGGUCACACACAUCGAUUUGCUCGACAUUUUCGGGUUUGAAGCGUUCGCGACGAACCGAUUUGAGCAAUUUUGCAUCAAUUUUGCGAACGAGAAAUUGCAGCAGAAAUUCACCCACGACGUGUUCAAGACCGUGCAAGAGGAAUACGAGCAAGAAGGGCUUGGAUGGACUUAUGUCCAAUUUAAAGAUAACCAGGACCUAUUAGACCUCCUAGAAGCCCCCCUAGGAGUGAUCUCGCUCCUCAACGAAGAAUGCAUCCGACCCAUGGGCAACGACCUCACGUUCUGCUCCAAGCUUACGUCCACACACGACGUUCACCCACGCCUGGACAAGCAAAAAGCACGGCUAAGCGCUUCGCAUUUCGCCCUCAAACAUUACGCGGGCACAGUCAUGUACUGUGUGGAUGGGUUCGUGGAAACCAAUAAAGACGCGCUGUCCACUGAAGUCGUGUCGCUGCUGGCCACGAGUUCCAACCACCUCGUGAGCCACGUGUUCCAAGACGUCACCACGUCAUCAUCCGCCCACCGCAGCAGCCGGCGCGGGUCCAUCUCGUCUGGUUUCAUGGGGGAGACGGUCGUGUCCAAGUUCAAGACGCAGUUGGCCGGCCUUAUGGCAGAUAUUGCUGCCACACAGGUGCACUACGUCCGAUGUAUCAAGCCAAACGCUGUCAAGUCGAGCUCGGCAUUUGAUUUUCGGGACGUGGCUGACCAACUCCGCUGCGCCGGCGUCGUCGAAGCGAUCCGCAUCUCCCGCGCCGCGUUUCCCAACAAGCUGUCCCAUGAGCGCUUCCUCCACCGCUUCGAGUUGCUCCAGAACGCCAAAAUCAAAGCAGCCAAUGUCGUUACUGUGGGCGCGGCCUGCGCCCAACUGGCGACGGCGUUGAUCGGGCAGCCAGAGUCCCCCACGUCGUUUGUGCUCGGGUCGCUGCACAUUUUCUUUGCCGCGGGCGUGUUGGAAGAGCUGGAAACCCAACGAAUGGACCGGAUGCAUUCACGAGCGACGCUGUUACAACGCAUGGUGCGAGGGUUGUUGUGCCGCCGGUGGUUUCUGCGACAGCGUACCGCGGCCGUGCUCAUUCAGGCCCGAUUCCGCCAGUACACGACCACGACGAAGUUCCAGCAGACUCGGCGUCGGGUGACGCGGCUGCAGGCGCUGUGGCGGGGCCGCGCGAGUCGUCGAUCUCUGGCUACGCGCCAGUUUACAUUGAGCGUCGUGCUGGUUCAGCGAAAUUAUCGCAAGUACAUUGCCAAAAAAGAGUACAUCAAGUUCCGCCAAGCUGUGAUUUUGCUGCAAGCACAAGCCAAGCAGCGCACUCAACAGGCGAAAUUCCAUGCCCACAAGCGAGAACUCCGCGCCCAGCAGACCAUGGAAAUGGAUAUUGUGGCCCUGAAAACCCGCCUAGACGAAGAGAAGCGACGAGCGCUGGAUGAACACAAGCAGCAAGGGGCGAUGGGAAUAUCCCUCCUACCAACGACAAAGCAGAUCUUGCCGCCGCCGCCGCCGCCGCCAUCGGCGGGCAUGUUCGCAGCGGGGUUGUCUGUGGAUGACGUGUCCUUGUUGGACGAAUCUGGUCGCAUGUUGGAAACCCUCCAGCGCGAAGUGCAAAAGUGGCGCGACGUCCACGACCGAGAUAUCUCUGAAAUGGACCAGCUCAAGAACGAAAACAAACGAAUUAAAGACGCGUACACGGCGGCGGGCGCGUCGUUCGCGGCGCUCAACCAGCACAACAAGCAGCAGUCGAAAGCCAACCUCCGCCUCAUGUCGACCCAUGCAGCGCUUAUCAAGUCUCAGGAGGAAAAGAUGAAAAAGUAUCAGAGGCAAGUCGCCGACUUGAAGGACGAGCUCAAACUUGUCAAGGGAAGCAAUGGGUUUGCUGUAGGAGCAGCAUCUGUUCAAGAGAAUGUGCUGCAAGUACUGACCGACCAUCACGUCCAUCACGACGUGCAAGCUAAAGUACGCCAAGUGUUUGAAGGGUCAUCGAGUGUGCACCAUGCACCCCAGCGCCGCACGUCGGUGACCCCAUCUACGUACGAGCCGUCGGUGGUAGCAACGCAAAGGCGCGGGCCUAUGCCAGGAACGUCGAUAGAUCAGCAGAAGCGACCCUCCAGCAACUUGCACAGCAAUGGGAGCACCGCAGACAACCUUCGAGGCAGUGGGGUCUUGCCCAAGGAGGACGGUGGCCAACUACUUAGCAACAACAGCAUUUACUACGAAGAAGACGCGAAUCGAAAGUCGGGGCUGGGUGGCAUGCUCAAGAAAAUGUUUAAAAAGAACGACAAUUAAGCUUGAGUAAUCACUAAAACCCCG
Aphanomyces astaci is the source of this 3693-nucleotide messenger RNA. RefSeq lists its product as hypothetical. Bases 64 to 3669 code for a protein of 1201 amino acids. Gene Ontology annotation, molecular function: microfilament motor activity; ATP binding; actin filament binding. Gene Ontology annotation, biological process: vesicle transport along actin filament; actin filament organization. Gene Ontology annotation, cellular component: myosin complex; vesicle; cytoplasm. Lineage: Eukaryota; Oomycota; Saprolegniomycetes; Saprolegniales; Verrucalvaceae. The transcript has 11 exons. The record is from RefSeq and is a predicted model, not a curated record.